Cryptomeria japonica (Japanese cedar) is the source of this 2298-nucleotide messenger RNA. RefSeq lists its product as uncharacterized. The record is from RefSeq and is a predicted model, not a curated record. The transcript has a single exon. The coding region runs from base 1 to 2298 and encodes 765 amino acids. NCBI's taxonomy places the organism in Eukaryota, Viridiplantae, Streptophyta, Pinopsida, Cupressales, Cupressaceae.
AUGGGAGUAUCAGAUGGUAGUUCUGACAGCGCUUUCAGAAAAGGUUGUGACAUGGGUGAAUUUUCAGGCUGCAUUAUCGGUAACAUCUUCUUUUUCGGAAUACUUGCAUAUGGGUGCCUUCCAAUUGUAGUGAUAGCAGCAGAUGUGUGGAGCGCCUUCAGGAAAAGGAAGCAUUGGAUUCCAGCAGACUCUCUGGUUCUGGGUGCUCUUGCUCUUCAAUUCGUCGCAAUCCUUAAAAUCUCUUUCGACUUUUCUUACGUUAGCGGCUAUUAUGGUGACCAGUUGUCAUCGGAAAUGUGUGACCUGUUGAGUACUUUUGCUAGUCAGGAGAUCCACGUUCUAAGUGGGAGAGUGAGCGUUUGUGUGUUAAUGGGUUGUUUGUUGCCAGGAGUUGCACGCCCUCUUUCCGCAUCUUUGUGGUCUGACAUGGCCGCGCUUAUCAUAAGCUCUUCAAUAUUUCUGUUCCAGGUUUCUUACGAAGCACAAAUGCUUCAGUCGGCAUUUCAGCAUAUAGACCAUUGCGAAAUAGGUAAGACCGAAUUUUAUUUGAUGCAAUUCGCAAACGCCAUAAUAAUAGUGUCAAUUAUAUUUCUGGUUCUUAUUUUGGGUUCUGGUGCUCUAGCCUCUGUCACUAUUCCUAAAAUUAUUUCUCCUAAAAUACCUGUAAUUUUUUCUCCUCCGAAUUUCCAUACACAAUUUGGAUGGGAAAAGGUGGAAGAACAAGUAACUAAAUCAUGGAUUGUGGUUCGCACUUCCGAUCCUCAAUAUAUAAUCACUAGAUCAUGUCUCAGUUCAUCCGUAGCGCUAAUCAUUAGCGCUUGCAAUGGAGUUUUGGUUUGUCAAAUAUUGGUCUUCAGAAAACAUUCAGGAAGGUAUAUGUGGAUACCAACAUAUAUUGAGAGCGGCCUCCGUGGUGUGGUCAUUGUGAUGGGUUCCCUUGUCAUAUACUGGAGAUGCAUCACUCAAGUGAUGUACUACCCAAAAACUUUGGAAUGGAGGUAUUCUAGUUUUUCACAAUAUUUUCAAAUUGAGGAUUUUUGGAAAACUCAUUUGUUGGGGUCGAUGCGUAGCUCCACAAGACAACGGCAGCUUGGUAGAAGUUGCCUACUUAAAAUAGUCAUAAAGCUGUGCAGGGUCAUGAGAUUCAAUAGGCUAUUACAUGUGCUUUAUUGGCUUCAGAUGUUUUCCAUUCUGUUUAGCAAAUUUUGUUGUUUAUUAUCACAACUGCUAUUUUCCAACAAAUAUUUCGGCAAACUUAUCAUGGGUUCAGCAUAUGAAGAAUUUUCCAAUUUAUAUAGAUCAGAAAUUCAAUUAGGACAAUUUCUUGACUACAGUAGAUACUUGAAGGCACUGGUAAAUAUGCAGGGCGAAAAUUCUGCCGGAUUAUGGGUAGCCAACAGAAAAUCAAUUAGUCAAGUAAAGAAGCAGAUGGAAAAGGGGGAAGAAGAGGGGAAGCAAUGUGGUGACUUAAUAUCUCUGAUUAGGGAAAAGUCUUCACCAGAUUUGCGCGGUGAAAAAUGUGUGAAACCCCAAAAUGAUCCCCUCAAUAGAUUACAAGUGGAAAGAGAGUUGGAUGUUCGCAAGUUCUCUUGGAAAAUGUCAGCAAUCUCGAUAAUUGCAGUAAUCAUCGAACUUUCUGCAUUUACUCAUGACGAGGCCGAGGCCAAAAUUAUGUUAAAGAGAGGCAUUGAAGCUUGCUCUCAAGCAUGGAAUAUCAUGGAGGUCGUGGAAAAUAAUGCCAUAGAAACAGUUGAACUUAGCAUAGAAGCUGAUGAAAUCUUCGAACGUCUACAGAAAAAACACAAAUGGCUUGAAUACAGUCUUCCACUGAGCAGGCCUGUUGACAAGUCCCCUGCAGCCGCAAAAGCAGCAAUCCAGAAUCUUGUUGAGAAGGGCAAAGAAAUAGCUAAUCAGUACUGCUCGAGCAAGCCCAGUGAGGCAAUUGCAGGUUACAGCCUCUACAGGAUAGGAAGGGUAAGCAUGGAUCAAGAGCAUCAGUUUAAUAGUGUUGGUGAAAUUUGUGAUAGAAUGUGUAGAAUGUUGGCAGAUGUGAUGGGGUCCUGCUGUGUAAAGGCGGCUGGUGUAAUAAUGGAGGAUUGCAAGAAACUGGCGAGUAUGUCCGAUGAAGAAAACAUUUUGAGAAUUGCAAGAGUAGCGGGGAGAGGGAAGGGAGUGACUGAAAGUGUUGGGUGGACUUUAAAAUGGAGCUCAGAUGCAGAAAGCACCUCCAUUAACACCUCACUGGCAACAGAGGAAGCUCCCGCUGUUAGAAGGUAUCACACUUUUCAGAUCGGAUAG